CCACCCUGGGCAGGUCACAUGCAACCGCCAAGAGGAUUCCCACCAGCCCAGCGACUCGGCUCGGCCACUCGCUCGGUGGCUGCAGCGGUUCUUGGGAGUUCUGCCUCUCGGAUCGAUCAGCUGAACAGUCAAGCGUCUCUUAUAAAUCGAUACAUCCCAGCCUUCCCACAUCUUACUCUCCGCGUUAACAAUAAUUCCGCCACCGUGGCGUCUGCGCCACUCUCGCUUCUCCAGCGGUUCUGGACCGCCACGUCAUCCACCCUCUGCAACGCCUUAUCGCCUGUUCCAGGCCGGCGGUAUGCAUCGUUUACCGAGAAUGAUACCGGUCACGAGGACUGUGGCGGUGACGAGGGUUCUGGCCAAGGCUCCACCCCUCCCGUAAUUCCGGAAUCCCCCUCGCGAAGCCUUCGGCGUAGCGAUUUCCUGGCGACGAGUCAGCAUCCGGGUGAAUCGCGAAGCCGUGGUGCGUAUGCCGUCACCAGCCCAGCCAGGCGAGUGGAUCGGAAUGCGAACGCUGCACCGCGCAACGCCGGAGGAGCGUCGGAACCGCCGACAGUGUCAAGCAUGGGGAUGGGGGGAGCGGGAGUUCCCCUGAACCCGAACGCCCUCGUGCGUCCGGGGAUCGGCGCCGUUCCGAGCAGCAGCAACAGCGGAGGGGGUAGCGGCGGGGCAUCGCGGGUUAAAGGAGCACCGUACGGGCAAAGGGGACAGGAGCGGGAGCAGCGUUUCCAGCAGCAGCAGCAGCAGCAGCAACCGCGGAGCCAGCGGCAGCGUCCCACGAGUCAGGGUAGCGAUAUCAGCGCUCACGUGGGGAGCUCUCCCACGAGUAGCGGCACCAGCGGCGACAGCGACGGCAGCAGCAGGGGCAGCGGAUACAGCUCUGGCAUUGGCUCUGGCGGUACGGAGGGGUUUCGAACCCCGCUUGAGUCCCCGUCAGGGAGCUUAGGCAGCUACCAGCACAGACCCAAGCGUCAGUUCGUGGGCAGGAACGGCGGGAGAGGCAGAGAAACGCCGGGGGAGAGGGGUUUGUCGGAGCAGGCGGCGGGGAGAGGGGGCGCGCGCAGUGUUUCCCCGGUUCCUGACGAGCGGCCAGGCACUUCGAGGCAGCUGUUCGGGGGGAAGGCGGAGGGGCAGUGGGGGGAGGGGGAGCGGGAGGAGCAGCGGCGGCGGAAGCAGGCUAGAGUGAGCGCACGGCAUGCAGUGCAAGGUGGAGAGAGAGGAGGCGCCGCAUCAUCUCGAGCUGUUGCGGGAACACCUGCUGUACAAUCGUCACCCACCCCUGCUGCUCCUGCACCUCCGCCGAUUCUACCGUCCCCACCUGCCAUCCGUGUACCAUCUUCUUCCCCUGUAUUAGGUCGCACCUCCCCCGCUGCUUCUCAGUCCCCUGCUCUCCGCCCUCCUGUUUCCCAUUUGCCUCUGCACGAACAGCAGCAGCAGUGGCAGCAGCAGACGCAGCAGACGCAGCAGCCACAGCCACAGCCGCUGCAGCAGCAGCAGCAAGGCGGGGCUGAUACUGUAGCACCUGGUCAAACGUCAGACGCACUGCAGCAGCAUCAGCAGCAGCAGAGAAUUAACAUGACGAUGGCUGCUGCAGUCGAGCUGCUGACGCCUGAGAAACGACCUUUUCACCUUCAAGGCCCCACGCGGGACUUGCGGGCGAGGUGGCAGGGGGAUGUGCUGCAGCGCAGUGGGGGCAUGCGCAGGACGUCCUCUCUGCCCAAGCUGACCUCCCCGCAGGAGAAGGUGCUGGGCUCCAUGCCUCCCAUGCGCCGCUUCCUCGUCGACAUGAUCAUGGGCUGCGACUUCAUCGACAUACUGUCGCCAGAGGAGGUGGACGCACUGGCGAUAGUGCCCGUGCCUGUGGCUGAGAACUUCCUGCGAAGGAUGCCGCCCCACCCGCACCGCCGCAUGUGCGAGCCGGGAGCAGGGGAGCUGCUCUUUGACGAGGGCAGGCAGUCAUACCUGGAGGUGCGAGUGGAGGAGGACGGCAACAGGCAACCCAAGAUCGCUGCCAUUGACGUGUGUGCAGAGCCGGGCAACACAGUUGCACACCGGCAGCUAGGCAGGGACAGGAUCUUGAGGGUGACUUUCCCUAUGACCAGGAGUUCCAACCAGGGAAUGACCCACUACGCAAAAUUCCUCCAUGAAGGAAUAGUCGUGGGGCUAAGGCGCUUCCAUUUCCUCGGCUACAAGGGGUCGCAGGGCAACUUCAAGUCGGGCGAGGCGGACAAGGUGUUCAUGUUCGCGCUGCGCUCCAUGGCCCCGGCGGACAGCAACCCCGCCGCCUUCCCCCUCUACCCCUCCAUUAAGGACGUCUGGAACCGCUUCGCCCACUUUCACACCUGCCCCACCAUCCACAAGACUGCAGCUAGAAUCGAGCUCUUGUUCUCCCAAACCUACUCUUUCAUGAAUCUACGAGCAGAGGACGUGCAGAUCGUGCCGGAUAUCAAAUGCCAGGAUGGCAGCAUACCCACGGAUGGUACAGGUCUCAUCCUGGCGUCGCUCGUGCCCCCCAUGGAGGUCACAUCCGGAGUCGCCUACCUGCCGGCUGCUUCCCUGCCUUCGUUGUCCCCCUCCCCCCUCUCCAGUUCCCCACCCUCCUCCUCCUCAUCCCUCCCUUCCCCCUCAUCGCCGUCACCCAACCAGCAGCAGCAGCAGCCACUCGGAGUGGCACUGCCGCGGCCGGCAGUGCUGCAGGUGCGGGGGUACCUCAACGGCAUGCUCUUCAAGGGCACGCUGCUGCUCGUCACCCAGUUCCCUGCCUCUAUGGGCGUGCGGCCGGGAGUGCAAGUGGUGGUGCGAGACAGUAUGGUGAAGGUUAAGCCUGACCCAGGGCUGCUGCAAGCUAGGGAUGUGGGCACGGGGCCCGGUAGAUGCAUGGCUCCUGUGAACAAGCUAGAAGUCAAUGACACAAGCAAGGCCCCCUCCGAGGCGACGUUCAACCGUGCGCUGCUGCUGCUGCUGGUGGCGCGUGGCGUGCCGCAGGAGCUCUUCCUCUCCCUGGCCCGCAGGCAGUGUGCACAGAGCAUGGAAGUGCCCACCGGCGUAUACGCUGCUGCCAAGUACCUCCUGCGCAGUGCGAGCCACUCGUCCUCAUUGGCCUACUCCAUGCAGCCCCUGCAGAUGCUGGCCUGUGGCAUCCCGCUCUCCGAGCCCUACCUGCAGGACGCGCUUCAGAAGCGACUCAAGAACGCAGCAGAGUCUCUCGAAAAGGGGCACGUGGCGGCAGAGCGAUCGUACUAUCUGAUGGGGGUGGCGGACCCCACUGGCACACUGCAACCAGACCAAGUCGUCGUGCUGCUCAAGGACGGCCCGGUGACAGGCCCCUGUGUCAUGUACCGAAGCCCUUCCCUGCACCCCGGCCACCUGCGCCGAAUGAACGCCGUCCACUCGCCGGCCAUUGCCGCCCUGCUGCCGCCUGGCGCACGCUACUGCGUGAUCUUCCCCGUGACGGGGGCGCGGUCGGUGACGGACACGAUGAGCGGGGGCGACCUGGACGGGGACACGUUUCUGGUCUGCUUCCAUCCCCAGGUGACGAGUACUUUCCAGGAGAUGGACCCCCCGCCACGAACCGUUCGAGUGCCGGUGGAUGGGGGGAAGGCACCGGCAGCCCUGAAGCCGGGGGAUUUGGAAAAAGCGCUGCUGGCCGUGUGGAGCAAGAUGGCAUCGGGGUUUAGUGUGACGGGGCGGGCUUACAACCUGCAUGAGUCGUACAUGGACGAGUACGGCCCGCACCACGCGUACUGCGAGCAGCUCGUGCGUAUCUACGAGCGCGCACUCGAUGCGUCAAAGACCGGCGAGGAGGUGUCCAUACCCCGUGUAUUGGAGCGGCCCCAUCGCCCGCACUAUGCGGUGACCCCAGCCCAGGCUGCGGCGUCUGCGACUGUGUUCCGCUCGCGCACUGUGAUGGGACAGAUCUAUGACCUUGUGCAACAGGCCAAGGCGCGUCCCAACGAGCGCGACCUACUCAAAGCACUUGAGCACGACCCUGACCUCAUCCUGUUCCCCGCGUGCGCACCAUCGGCGGAGUUCAAGGAGCACAGGAAGCUGCUGGGGGAGUGGAGCAAGCACUGCUGGGCGUACAACAAGGCCAUCAGUGAGAUCUUCCGCCGCAACCUCUCUAACAAGCAGCGCGACCUGCAGAUGCAGCUGCAGAAGGAGCACUAUCGGAGGAUUCUCUAUGAUGGCUGGUCGCCAUCUUUUGAGGAGCCUUGUGUGCCGAUGCGUAUCCUGCGUGCGGCAAGCGUAAUUUACGAGGCAACGUACAAGCACGCCAAGGAAAAGGCCACGAAGCAUAUUGAGGAUAAGGCACGGGGCACUGGAUUUCAGGAGCGGUACAACCCACCGCUGAGCUUUGCAUGGAAAGUGGCGGGGGAGGUUCUUUGUGAGAUCAAGGCACGGCGGAAUGAGGCCUGGUUUCUGGCGUCCCAGAAGCAAUUUCUGCUCAUGUCCGUGCCGGGUGGCAGGCAUAGUAGGUGGGGUGAGGGGGGUGGGAGUGUGAGAAAGGUGGUGACUGUGGGCCCGGAGGGGAGGGUCAUGGUUGUUGCUUCAGGUCAAGGAGGGACGGAGGAUGGGGAGGAGACAGAUGGUGGUGAGGAUUAGGAUUGUUACCUCACUUGGGAAGUUGGAUUGUUUUAUAGGUAUGACUGGAUUUGACUUUAAGAAGGCAAGCACAGCGUCAGCCGCAAGGCUGCCUGGCACCUUCUUUCUUAGAAAAUCACAUCUAGUGAUUCUUAUUGCACCCACUUAUCAAUACUGUGUUUUGAGGAUAUUCUUGUCA
Molecule: messenger RNA, 4780 nt
Organism: Closterium sp. NIES-67
Lineage: Eukaryota; Viridiplantae; Streptophyta; Zygnematophyceae; Desmidiales; Closteriaceae
Source: the annotation of a GenBank genome assembly